AUCGCUCAUAAAGGUGAUUCAGAAAGACUUUAGGCGGACAGAAUUUUGUAACGAAAUGUCUAGUUUUCUUCCUUCAAUUGAUACCGUCGGCAAAAGUUCUCUCGUCGCCGCGAAGAGGAUUUACUCGGCCGUUGAUUGCUUGGAAGGAGCUACGAGCAAUGGUCGCGGAGGGAAAAAGAAGAAUAGAAGGAAUCGGGCGCGUUCAAUGGAUGAUCAUACGCCUCACCAGAAAUCUGAAAGAAAAAAAGAAUACUCUCAGGAGUUGAGGAUGCGGAAGGAUAAAGCCCGAAUUGCGCGUGAAGAAAGUCUGGUAGAGCGAGAAAACAUGAAGGUUCUUAAAGAGAGGGGACUCCGCGAGAAGAAAAGACUGAAUCAGUUAUUUUCAGUUUACGCUGUACAGCACGGAUCCGCGUAUAGAGAAAGUGCAAAAGUCGUCAAACCGAAAUUUCCAGUUUUGUUAAAAAGUACAAAGAGUACAAAAACCACUGCGAUGUCGCGCGAGAAAAUUUCGCUUCCGCACAGCCCGCUUCCGAAUUUGCCCUCUGACAGCAGAGAAGGUUCCCAGGAAUAGUUUCUUACCAGGAAGAAAUAUCUCAAUUUCGGCUGGAAUCUGUCAAGAUUUUGUACUAUUUAGGGGAGUAUUUGGCAAUAUAUAGAAUGGAGA
Pocillopora verrucosa is the source of this 664-nucleotide messenger RNA. RefSeq lists its product as uncharacterized. Lineage: Eukaryota; Metazoa; Cnidaria; Anthozoa; Scleractinia; Pocilloporidae. The record is from RefSeq and is a predicted model, not a curated record.